Molecule: messenger RNA, 4870 nt
Organism: Darwinula stevensoni
Lineage: Eukaryota; Metazoa; Arthropoda; Ostracoda; Podocopida; Darwinulidae
Source: the annotation of a GenBank genome assembly
UGCGGUCUUCCGCGGGCGAAGUUCUCGUUCGGGGCAGGCAGCUUGGCUGGCUUGAUUCAUACGCUACGCGUCUACUUUCGCCGGUUCAACAAGAAAUUGGACCCGUACUACGCGACAUACGCCUCAACACAGAUCGAAAAACGACCUUUCAAUUCACCUGAUGGGUGUCACAGUGAGGGAGCUGGAAUCUCUUACUGGCAGUAGAUUGGGAUCCUGCCCUUAUAUCAAGAGGGAGUGUGGAAGCAGGGCUCCAAGUGUGGGGACAUAUGACUCACCUGGAUGAUGAAAGGGUAGAGGGGACAGCAGUAUUCAUGGUAAAAGACCAAAGGGAAGGUUACAGGCAUUCCCUACUCCUGAAGGGAGAAGUGGACAGCAAACAAUCGAUCUCCUUACUAAAAGGAUAUGUGCUUUAGGGGCAGUGCAAGUGGGCACCUUUGUCGUUGACUGCGAUACACAUGUUAUUACAACACCCAUGAAUCAGCAGAAGAUACUGCAUGUCAUGCACAACUCAGAGCAACCUGCCACUGUGUUCUCCAUUUUAGAAACUGAGAAUAAACGAAUAUGUGUGACAGCAGACACUCUCUUUGACAUGAUCACUGGCAAGAUCAGUGAACUGAGUGGAGCCAAGAAAGCUCCAAAGGCUGAAUCUCGAGGCACACGCUUUGAAGUGGCUGGUGGUGAUUUUUUAAUCAAACUUGGGAGUGUCACUGUUGGACAGAACUUCAAAGGGAUCCUCUGUGAAGUUGAGUAUCAACCAUGUGUGAUUCCAAGCAACUGCUGGGAAUUAAUGAGAGAAUUCCUCCAAGGAUCUUUUGGAAGUUGUGUUUCAUCUCAACCACCUGCAUUUCUCCAAGGGGAGAAAAAUGCUGGAUUUGAGGUUCUGUAUCAGAAUCUGAAAGAGAGCAUCCAGGCCACCAAAGAGCUCUUGGAAUUCUUCAGGGAAAGGUCCAAAUUGGAGGAAGCCACUUCCAGUCAUUUCUUGAAACUUGCCAACAAGGCUACAAAUGGUUGUAGUCAUGGAAGUUUUGCACCGAUGUGGCAGGUGCUGAAGGCAACCACAGAGAAACUAUCAAGUCUUCAUACCCAAAUGGUACAGAAGAUUCAAGAGCUUGUGAAAGAGGCUGUCAAGUAUACUGAUGAACUCCAGAAGCGACAAAAGUCUGUCAAAGAUGAAGAGUCUGGAACAUCAGAUGCAGUCCAGAGCCUUCAAAGUGUGACAAUGAGUCUGCAAAAGGCCAAGGAUGCAUAUAUCCAGAGGUGCUUAGAGUACGAGCGUCUCAAGAGUGAAAAUCCGUCCGCAUCAACCAAGGAACUGGAGAAGCUGGAGGGAAAGUGCCGCAAAGCACAGGAAGAUUAUAAAGCAUUAGUUGACAAGUACAACUUGCUCAGGGAAGACUUUGAAAGAAAGAUGACAGUAUCUUGCAGGCACUUCCAAGAGAUGGAGGUGAAGCACUUGAUCCAGCUGAAAGAGUUUUUUGGCAGUUUCACCUCCAUUCUUCUGACUCAUCAUGAUAUGAUUGGGAAGGCUCAUGAAGAGCAGCAGCAGCAGACUGAGGAGCUCACAGUGGACAGACUUCUUGAGGAAUUCAUCAAGAACAAAGAGACAGGAUCUGAACGACCAUGUCCAGCAGUGUUUGAAGAAGCACCUGUGGUUGGUACCCUGGUAUCCAUUGGUAGUGGAUCCCCUGACCCAAGUGACCGGUCUUCCCUUGGUGACAAGGACAAGGAAGAAAAGGAAGGAAAGGAGAAGGAGAAGAAGACAUCGAAGAAAGAAGGUAAAAAGGGCGGGAGUGGUGACAAGGCAAGUAAAGAGGGGCUGCAGGGCAAACCAUCAAGGCGAACCACUUCCUUGUUGAAUCUCUUCAAUGCGGUGAACACCUCCUCGGGCUUGGGGGCAGCAGCCUCGAACUCGGGGAGUCCUGAUGACGGGUUUUUGAGAAGUCGCAGAAAGAAGAAAAAAGGGAAACAAUCUGACAUGGGAGGAAACAAGGACGACAAGUCAGAUGGGGAAGAGAAAGAAGAGGAUGGAGGUUUGAAAGCAGAUUGCACUCACCUGGGUUCAGUGGAAGUGGAUGGAGAGGGGUAUUCUAUUCGACCUUCUAUGGAUAGAGAAAUCAGUGAUCAUCACAGCAGCUUCUUCUCUAGUUCUGAUUCUGAUUCUGAUGAUGGUGAGAGGAUGCCAGAGAAAUUGCAUAUAGAAAUUAAGCCUGUUACCAAUGGAUCUGCCCCAGAACCUGCUUCUGUUGAAGAACUGAAGGCCAAUAUUGAGAACAUUACCCUAUCUCCUGUUGGCAUCAACAUGAGUACCUUCAGUCGGAAACGGGACAGCAUUGACGAUCACUCUUCAGUGAGGCGUAGUACCUCCGUCGUUAGUUCCAAGCAAGGGAAUCUCUCAUCACUGGACCUUAGCUUCUUCUCAUCUGGUUUGGGACAAUCAGGCACAAAUACUUCCACACCUUCAGGUUCCAUCCACAGCCCCACCAAUGGAAGGACUGGCAUGGACCAUUCUUUAAGCAUCUCUCAUGGUGGAAUGAGUGAUGCAUUCAGCAAUUCUACGGACAUUCCUCCGUCAUUACCUCCAAAGGUUGGCCAAGGAUCAGUUGCAAUUCGCAGUGAUACUCCAACGUCCUCCAUUGCCAUCCCUCGACCUCCCUCCCGCAAGGCUGAAAUGCAGGGCUUUGGGACAACACGAGGGCGGGUGAGUCCUCUGACUGGAAUUUCCCGUGCUGAGAGCACAGGAAGUCUGGGAUCUGGGAAUGCUAUCAUCCCUGUGACAAGCACCUCCUCUCGAGGCCCUUCUCCUCUAACCAUUGGCAUGUCUGACACCAUUCCCCUUGCCGUGGCCUUCCAGGAACUAGUCCAUGCCAAGUUCCGAGGGACAGAUGAGUCCAAGUGCUUGGUGCAACAACAAGGGGAACUAGUCAUGUCUUUCCCAUCUGGUAUUGUCAGUGUCUUCACAUCGAAUCCCAUGCCUGCUCCACUAGUCUUCCGUCUUUCUCAGACCAACAACAUUGACCAAGUUGUCCCCAAUAAGCAUCUCCUUGUCCUAAGCCAGAGUGAGCUGGAGAGUCAUGUAUACAAGUUCCAGAUGGGGAACCUGGUCACUCUGUUGAAGAAACAGGCAGAGGAAAACCCUGGAGCUGCCUACUUUAACUGUGGCAUCCUUAGAUAUAAGCUGAAGGCGAAGCCAGGAGCAAGCAGUGCUCCUUUUCAUAUGGUAGCAUAUUGGAAGUGUGAACCAUCACAUACGGAUCUGAGGAUAGAUUACAAGUACAAUGGGAUAGCAUUGGCUACUCCUUGCUCCCUUCUCAACUUGGCUGUCUCUGCCACUGUGGAUGGAGGUGUCACUACCAUGCAUUCAAAGCCCCAGGGACAGUGGUUAUCCAACAGCUACCGAGGCUUGUGGCGUUUGUCAGAACUGUCAGCCCUAAGUGAAGAAGGAGGUGUGGGGAGCCUGAGGGCCCGUUUUGACCUUUCACAUGGCCCAGGUUCACCUGGUGUCCUUGCUUGCCAAUUUGCCUGUGAUGGAAGCACUCUAUCUGGCCUUGGGCUAGAACUUGUUGGACCUGGCUAUCGGCUCUCUCUUGUGAAGCGCAAGUUUUCUGCUGGCAAGAAGUUCAUCUUCAGUGGUGCCAAUUUCCUUUUCAAUUUGUGCAAACCUGUGAUGACUUCUCAAAGGCAGUACACAUGGGAAGGCGAGCAGGACCAACGCUACCGCUAUGCUGCUCCACCCGGUCCCCAGAUGGCCCAAUCUCCCACUGCUGUCUGAUGACAUCAAUUUCCCAUUCCUUCUCUUCCCAUUUAUGCAGUCUGUCUCAUUAGAUAGCAUUUUAUGCUUGUUUCAAACAAUCACCAUUUGGCAUGUUUCAAGUUUUGAAACAGAGAAAAAUUCUUUUUUGUCUUGGUCUCUUGAAGACUUCGAUGCUGGGGAAAUCUUGCAGUUUGUGCUGUCUGUCGAUCAAGAAUCUUGCUCAAUCUCAUUCUUAACUUUAUGAUGGGGGAAUAAAAAAUUUGCAAGUGCCUGCUUUAUUGUAAUUUAAUGUCUUUCUUUAUGGUCAGAGUAUAUUGAAACCUGGUUGUGCAAUACAUUCAUUGUCCUCUUCAUCAACCUCAAGAGAUUGGAAAAUUUUCUCAAACCAUCAUAUUAAUGAAUUGAGUAUUGCAAAAGGGCAGAUUAUGGCAAGAUUUGAUGUCAAUCAGGUCAUAUGAAUUGGAGUUGCAGAAAAAAAUCAUUUGCCGCUUGCAGAGUUUUCAUGCGUUACUGAGGUUUUUCCCUUUAAUUUAUUUAUUUCAACAUCAUGCAAUUUCAUUACCACCUGUUUGAGUGUCCAUCUAUGUGGGAUGGCAGUAAGAUCAUUCCAGUUUACCUGCAGAGCUGGCUCCUUUUGCAUUCCCCAUCCCCUUAUCUUCCAUGAAGCUCCAGUUAUGCACUUUUUAUCUUAUUUGUUUUUAUCAAUACAGGCUGUUUUAAUUUUUGGUUUUCCUUUGUUUCAUCAAUUGCCUGGUUUUUAUUUUUAGCUUCAAGAUUAUUUGGCAUUGCUGUGUGGUCGUUUUUAGAGUUAGUUUUCUAGCUCAGUUUUGCCAUAUGAUAUUCUCUUCCAAUGCUCAGUGUAAUUGUUUUCCUCACAGACAUAUUCCUGAGUUCCUUCCCAGUGAAUCUUUGGAAUUUGGACGGACCAAGUCUUUACUCUUGUCCCCACCAUUGAGCAAUGGAUGGAUUCAGAAAAAGAAAUUCACUAUAUUUAUGUACUACAAUUGUGAGAGUAAUAAUGAAAAGGAGAAGAGGAAGAGUGUUUAUAUUUACCAGAUGUAUGGUCGUAUCUUGAAUCUUGUUGAAAGUUGGAGAUCAAUAAAAAUCUAUCUCAUAUCA